Molecule: messenger RNA, 4321 nt
Organism: Paramuricea clavata
Lineage: Eukaryota; Metazoa; Cnidaria; Anthozoa; Malacalcyonacea; Plexauridae
Source: the annotation of a GenBank genome assembly
AUGAAAACAGAAGUUCUCGGAUACGGAAUUCCUGAAAAUAACAACACAUCUGAUACUGCGCCUGCACAAAACUUUGUAGAUACGACUGAAGAUGACGAAAAUAGGAAUGUAAGCUGAUAAGUAUUACUUCCAUGAUCUGUAUGCAUGUAAAUGGUAGAAAUGUUUUUAUAGUGUAAGGUCAAGUCCUCUAAAUAGACCAAAUUUCACAUUCUAUAAUUAUUUGGUAUAUAUAUAAAAAGAAUGUAAAGCUGUUCUAUAGGAGUAUUAUUUUAGGUCUGUUUAUCUUAAUGGUACAAUUUUACAAUGCGUGCAUGCCGUGCUUUUCUAUUUGUUAUUAAUUUUUGUCGGUUAUCAUAUUAUCUUCUGAUGACUCUUCGGAUAUUGAAAUAGCCUUUCCACCUAACUCAAUUGAUAUUGUGACUCCUGUGCAUUUGGAUAUAACUGAAGACGAUAGAGAUGUAAGUUGAAAAGAAUUAUUCAAUUUAAAAAUAUUUGAGUUCUUUAUAUAUUUGCAUGGCAUAAAAUAGUAAAUAAGUUUUGAUUUCGUGAAAACACCACGUAAAGUUUUUAUCGCAAAGCUUUCGUAAGCUCGGAUCUUCCUCAGUGCAAUUAGCCAUCUCCCAAUUGAGCAGGGUACUGGGUCUAGUAUAGGAUCAAUUUCGGUUAACCUAUUUUUGCGAGAGAACCUACGAUUAUCAACAGCUAAAAUGAUUAAUAGUAAUUAAUAAAAUUUUAUUAAUUAAUAUUCAUUAAUAUUCAUGAAAACAUUUUUGAGAAAUACAUGUUUAAUGUGUGUCUUUAUAUCUGAGAAAACACGGUUCAAAAUUAAACAUCUAUUCUCUCAACUAUUACAAUUUCUUUUAAUUAAAAUCUUUUGUAAAAUUAACUUUGAAACAAAUGAUAGCGGAUAAGAAUUAUUCGUAAUUUUGCAUUAAUUAUAACGGUCCGCGUGUUCGUAUCACGUAAACAAAUAAUUGCGCAAGCAUGCAGAAUUUUUACUAAAUGUGCAAGACAAAAAAUUACUAAAAUAUUUUUAAAAAACCUCACAAACCCAUCAAAAAAACCCAACAUAAGACAAACACAACAAACAAAAUUAACAAAUUAAUAUUAAGCAAAAAGCUUAGAACGUAUCGAGUCAGACUGAGUGUUCAAAGAUGGUUUCAGUUCCCUAAUGUAAAGCAUCUCGUAGCAUAGGCUGCCCAAAAAUGCGUGUUGAAAUUUUUACCCUCGCGCGUGGCGUUCGGGCAUGCAUCGAGUUUACUCAGUUUAUUAUUAUGACAAAUAAUAAUAAUAAUAAACUGAGUAGACUCGAUUUCAACAAAAAUUUCAACACGCAUUUUUGGGCAGCCUAUGCUCGGAGAGAAGGCGCUCAUACUUCCGUCGACACUUGCGCAGAAUCGAAAAGCACUUUUCAAUCCUUGAUGAGCUCUCUCCAUGAUUAUCGCGCAUAUGGAUUCCUACCACUGAUCGCUUGUGUUCAUCAAUGCGUUGAUGUAGGUGUCGACAAGAAUAGCCAACAUAAUCUGCAUCGCACAGACCACAUUUAAAUUUGUAAACAACGCAUUGAUGAUUCACAGGGGGCGGCUUCAGUUCCUGUACCUUGACAUCAUCACGAACCUUUCUACUUGUGAACACCGGUCGUAAAGCUUUCCCAAUCAACGAUCCAAGACCCGUGAGUUGUCUUCUCACAAUUAUCGUCCGAUUUUUGAUCUUUAAACGGCAAGAUAAGGCACACCACUAUUACACAUUUGUUUUGAAAAUUAGUUCGCCAAUGCCGUGCAUGAUCUACAUGUAACUGAGACGUUUUUGAAGCCGUUCAAUGAACUCGUAGAUCGUGUUCUAUAAUAAAACACUCAUUUAUUAAAAAUUACUUAAUAAUGGUAAAAAUAGUCAUAAUAUCUUAAAAACCAUUUUUAUUUUAUUCUUAUUCAUUUUCUAUCCAUUAUUACAGGUUAUCAUCGUAUCUUCUGAGGAUAAUUCGGAUUUUGAAAUUGACUGCCGCGAUCCGCCUGCGAAGAAAAAGUGAGUUAUCUGUCCGACUAGCUGCAUACGUUGUUUAUUGCACAUAUAUAUAGCUACCCAAUUGUUUUGGUCGCUCAUUCUUUGUAGGUUACGCACAAUAAAGAAACAGGAAAGCAGUGAUAGUCCAGAUGAUAGUGAAAACGAACGAGAAAAAGUUCUACGAAGGUAAAUUACUUGAUAUAUGAACGGUUUUUAUACAUUUGCGUUUUCAUGCAUGCUUUUAACAAGUUCCAUAUAAUUCGCUCAAAGUCAUUGUAAAUAAUUUCUCAAAAAUCUCAGGGUUUAUUAUAGGCAAGAUUAAUUUGUUUACUCUUGGUAUAGGAAUGCUGGCGAUCCUUAUAAAGGCGAUCAUUCUUUGCCAGUAUACCAGUGGGGAUCAGAAAAUACAAGCUCAGGCGACGUCUUAAAAAUCCUUUUAAAACCAGUUGAAGAGGCUCUGUUAUGUAAAAAGCCACCGAAAUCUGUAUCACACAACGUUUGUUUUCUUCUUGAUACAACAUUGCUUAAAUCAUCCAACGACUGGAAAUGUGACGACCUGGGUUCAUGGAAACAUAAUGGUAAUGGAUAUACUAGAUUUGCCAUUAGAAAUUGAGAAAUAUCUAUAAUCAACCAAGGCAAGGCAGUGGUAUCAGAUGAAACUACAUACACGUUAAAGAGAACAUACUACAAAAACAAAUCAUCUUAUGAUCUGAAUAAGUAUGCGUCAUACGUUGUAGGUAGGAUAUAUUUUGUCGUUAUACUUCUGUUUUCUAGAUCACCUCAAAAUAUUGUAUUUUUUCUAAGGGGUGGACUAAUAGAAAUCGCGGGGGGGGGCGGUGAAAAUUCCCCCCAAAAAAAAUCGUGCAAAGAAAAAUGCCUGUAAAAAAAUUUGCGCAGCCAUUACGUACGUCAGAGAAAAAAAAAUCGUGCAAGCAAACAGCAAAUUGCAAAUAGUCUUGAAAAAAAAUUCUUGCAGAGGCUAAAUGCAUAAAAAAAUCCUGCAGAGACAUAAGACUGAAAAAAAAUCGUGUCGCAAAAAUUUUAUACCCCCCCGCCCUCCAGAAUUUACAAUGGUCCGCCCCUAAUUUCAGUUUUCUAUUUUUGUAGAAUUUCCCAAUUUGAUUUUCUUACAAUAUGUAUUUACCGGGAAGGAGCAUCCAGUAGAAGUGGCUACUCAUGGCAACUGCAACAUGCGACUCGCUCCUGCAUACAUCAGAACGAAAGAAAGCACUGUCGAAAAACUGCGACAUGAAGCUAUUUCCAAAGUUCCAAAGGACGCAUACCAUAGAGUGAACAAGGAUCAGUGUGGUAUAAUGAAUGCCUCUUCAAUCAGCGACCUUCCCAGGAACUGCAUAAACAUAACUCAUUUGUUUAUUUUUUCUUUCAUAUCUUGCAUUUAUAUAUAGGUCUUGUAGAUGCAAACAACGCUGACGACUUUAUGACUAAAUUAUUAACCGUGAAAGAAUCGUGGAAUGCAAAAGAACAACAAUAUCUACCAACUGGCACUAAUGCUACAUUUUACGACUACAUAGCUGAAAGGGUUAGUAAUUAAAAUCAGUAUACGGAAAAAGAUCUAACCGUGCAUAUUUACAUUUGUGUUGUAAUUUAUUUUCUACAUUUACGUUUGUGUUUGUUGUUUUUGUUUUAAAAGUACAUCAUUGGUAAAGAAGAAUUUUAGUAAUAUCCAACAAAUACAAAAAACUAUUUAUUUAUUUAAAAAAAAAUAUUUAUUUAUUUCUUUCAUUUCUUGCUUAAGAGCGAUUGGAUCGUCCGCCAUCUUGAAAUUAAUUAGAAACGGUUUUGGUGACAUUAUAUAAGCAGGGAAAGCCUUACAAAACUUCUCCUGCGCGACAGAAUAACAACGAAGACAUUUUGAUACCUAUAUUCAGUGCAUUGCAACUAGUUUUGAAAUAGCAGUCGUUAGUAUAUUUUUGGGCUCAUUUUACAUAGUGGUCGUCUUCGCGUGACCUGCUUAUAAAGUAAUGUGAAUUUAUGAAUGUCCAAAAUGGCGGAUCGCCAAAAAUUAAUGCACAUUUCUAUUCAAAAUAUGUCAAGAAUUAGCCAAGAUAUGAAAGGAACGGCUACAUCAGGUGUCGUUUCCAUUUCAAGCCACCAAUAAAGGCAUAUCAAUUGUCAACGACAAAUCUAUUUUGACAAAGAUCUCAGAAAGAUUAAAUGAAAAAACCCUUCUCCACUUUUACAGGCAGAAAUGCUCAUCUCAUCUAUGUCGAGGGAAACUCGUGUCAACGCCGGAUUGGGCGAUCCUCCAUUACCAUACUUCAACAACAUGCCCGAGUCUGCCAACGAUAUAUAUGAUUAA